This is a messenger RNA of Peromyscus eremicus (cactus mouse), 3764 nucleotides long. It is a transcript of the gene Slc16a10, whose product is annotated as solute carrier family 16 member 10. NCBI's taxonomy places the organism in Eukaryota, Metazoa, Chordata, Mammalia, Rodentia, Cricetidae. The transcript is spliced from 6 exons. Gene Ontology annotation, biological process: transmembrane transport. Gene Ontology annotation, molecular function: monocarboxylic acid transmembrane transporter activity. Bases 1 to 1551 code for a protein of 516 amino acids. The record is from RefSeq and is a predicted model, not a curated record.
AUGGUACCGUCCCAGGAGGAUCCCGCGGCGGCCGCCGCUGCCGCACGGGAGACGAGCGAGGCGCAGCCGCCGGGGCCCGCGCCCUCGGAUGACGCUCCGCUGCCCGGCCCGGGACCCUCGGAUGGCUCCGACGUGGCCGCAGAGAAGGUGGAGGUGGAGCUGUCGAGGUCAACGGGCGACGAGCCCCCCGUGCCCCCCGAGGGCGGCUGGGGCUGGCUGGUGAUGCUGGCGGCCAUGUGGUGCAACGGAUCUGUGUUUGGCAUCCAAAAUGCCUACGGGGUGCUCUUCGUGUCCAUGCAGGACACCUUCGGGGCCAAGGACAGUGACAACAUGGCCUUCAAGACAGCGUGGGUAGGCUCGCUGUCCAUGGGCAUGAUCUUCUUCUGCUGCCCCAUAGUCAGCGUCUUCACGGACAUGUUCGGCUGCCGGAAAACAGCCGUCGUGGGCGCUGCCGUGGGCUUCAUCGGACUCAUGUCCAGUUCUUUCGUAAGCUCCAUCGAGCCUCUGUACCUUACCUAUGGAAUCAUAUUUGCCUGCGGCUGCUCCUUUGCAUACCAGCCUUCACUGGUUAUCUUGGGACACUACUUCAAGAAACGUCUCGGACUAGUUAACGGCAUCGUCACGGCCGGCAGCAGCGUCUUCACAAUUUUGCUCCCUCUGCUUUUAGGGAAUCUGACCAAGAGCGUGGGCCUCUUGCACACACUGAGAGUCCUCUGCGUCUUCAUGUUCGUUCUCUUUCUGGCUGGCUUUACUUACCGACCUCUUGUUUCCAGUGCCAAAGAGAAAGAGAGUGAGAGCAGCAGAUUCUCCCUCUUUUCCAGGAGAAAGUUUAGUCCUCCAAAAAAAUUUUUCAAUUUUGCCAUCUUCAAGGUGACAGCUUAUGCAGUGUGGGCUGCUGGAAUACCACUUGCACUUUUUGGAUACUUUGUGCCUUAUGUCCACUUGAUGAACCAUGUAAAGGAAAGAUUCCAAGAUGAGAAGAACAAGGAGGUGCUUUUUAUGUGCAUCGGCAUCACUUCCGGAGUUGGACGCCUUCUCUUUGGCCGCAUUGCAGACUAUGUGCCCGGAAUAAAGAAGGUUUACCUGCAGGUCCUCUCCUUUUUCUUCAUCGGCCUGAUGUCCAUGAUGAUCCCCCUGUGCAGUGUCUUCGGGGCCCUCAUUGCUGUCUGCCUCGUCAUGGGUCUCUUCGAUGGAUGUUUCAUUUCCAUCAUGGCCCCCAUCGCCUUUGAACUAGUUGGUCCUCAGGAUGCUUCCCAGGCAAUUGGAUUUCUGCUUGGAUUCAUGUCUAUACCCAUGACUGUAGGUCCUCCAGUUGCAGGGUUACUUCAUGACAAGCUGGGCUCCUAUGAUGUGGCCUUUUACCUUGCUGGAAUCCCUCCCUUUAUUGGAGGCGUUGUGCUUUGUUUAAUCCCGUGGAUCCACAGUAAGAAGCAAAGAGAAAUCGGUAAAAGCGCUGGAGGGGAGAAGACGGAGAAAAUGCUGGAGAACCAGAGUUCUCUACUGUCAAGCUCCUCUGCUUUCUUCAAAAACCAAUCUGACUCUGUUAUUUAAGGCCCUACAUACCUCCACCUGACUGGAUUUGCUUUUGAAGUUUUCCUUUUCUAUGAACUGCAAAUUUCUUAUUUUUUUAAUCAUUUUUGGAAUAGCACAAAUGGAAAACAGAACCUUUAUUACUACAGGAACCAUUUUCUCUCCCCAAACAGCUUUGAUAUUUCCAGGGAUCUGAGGGAAGAGACUGUUACAGGCAAACGUCAAAGCCAUCUCAGUGACAAGCAGCCUUGGAAGCCGUGGGCUCUGUGUAGCCGGCACAGAUGCACACAGUGUACUUGGAGCUACGCGGAAGGGUAGCAGUUUGGUUCAUACCGGAAGUAUUUUGUUGGUUGCUUCAUUUGGUGUUUUUAGUUCCAGUGUUUUAGUUUCUUCUGCAUUUUGGAACUUUCUGCAAAAAUUUAAGCCUGGAUCCUAGAUAAUAACAGGCCAACCUAAGCCUCAAGUCUGUUAAAUGAUUUAAGCUAUAAUAAAGCUGGGCGAUUCUGACAUGCUCCAGUGUCAAGGGACCUCCUAGGAGCAGAAGCUAAUAAAUACCCAGAAUGGAGAUGAAGGAGUCCUCUCAUAGGCAGCAAUCAGGCGUUUCCUCCCCUAGCCUUUGUCCUCUUUGGUUUGUAGUGUGUUUUACUCCAGUAGCCAGAAACACCCCAAAUUUCUGAUUUUAUGUAAACAAUAAAGUAAAAUAGAAUGUAUAAAAGACAUCCUGGCAAUUUUAACAGAAUUCUUCUGACUUCUGGAUUUAUUAGCACUGUAUUGUAAAUGUCGUAUUAAGCAUGUUAUCAGCUGGUGUAAUGGGCACAGAUUGGAGGUAGUGCAGAACUAUUUUACCCAUAUAUAUCUGAUAGAAAUAAUUGCUCAAAUUGACUUACGGAAUUAAUGGUUCUAAAAGGUUAGAUAUACUUAUAAAAUGAAACAAUUCCUAAAUUUUCAAAUUUUUUUUUAGCAAAAAUUUGCAUUUGUGUGUACAGUCAGUCCCAGUGACAGGGACACAUUGGGAAGACUGACGGCUGAUGCUCUCAUUGUCUAGAUAGACAUCAUAGAGUUUACUUGCAGAAACUCUCAGAUGCCGUUGUAACCAGUUGAUGGAAUCUUGUUGGUGCAGUAUCACGUAUGUUCCUCUUUGACUAGAAAAUCAAUAUUGUAUUUAAUAUGCCAUGUGCUCCUUAUUAAUUUCCACCAUUUCCCCCCGUUUAUGUCUAGACUGCAGAAAGCAAGGUAUUAGCUUUGAGGACCUAAAAUUAAAAUCAAAGUCAGGCCAUGACCCAUGACUCGUUUAUGAAAACAGGAACACAUUCCUCUAUCUUUGAAAUUAUAUUUCAGACCUCUAAAGGUUAAAAUGCAAAGUGUAUUUAAAUCAUUAGCCUAGAUGACUAUUAAGUCAUAGUUGAAUGUAGCUUGUUUGUUCAUGUGAAACGUGUGUUAUCUUCCCUAAGCACUUCCAGGAUCCUUCUGUUUCUAAGUUAUCUGGAAGGUGAGAAACAACAUUAUUAUCUCUCUGCCUGGCUUCCCCCCUCUGUUGCUCUGAAAGGCCAUCCUUCCUCUCUCCAUCCAGCUAGGGAUGGGGCCACCUGGAGAGGACACAGACUUGUGCUUGGUGGGAGGGAGGGCAGAGGGUGGAGGGAGGCUAUCACUGAAGGCUGGAAAAUACAACAACUUUUCCUCUUAAUAGCAGCUUACUCACCUGGCAUCGUGGAAGAUAACAGCCUAAAUGCUAAGUGUACAACUUAUUUUAACGGGGGUUUGAAUAACUGUAAUUUAUUUAUUAUUUAUUUAUUAUGACAUGGAAUCUAAGUAGAACAGAUUGGCCUUCAACUCUAUUCUGUUGCUUCAGACUUGUGCAGGGAUCGCAGGGGUGUGCUGCCAUGUGUGGCAAUAAUUUUGAUUUUGGAGGUAUAGGCUUACUAUGCUAUACACACAGUUGUGUUCUUUUUAAGGCAAGGUCUCACUAAGGACCCCAAGCUGGCCUGGAACUCACUUUGUAGCCCAGGCUGGCCUCGAACUCACAGAAUUCCUUUAGGUUUUUGGAAACAGUCUUGAGUGUGGGCCCGGAGAAACUGGAACUUGAGGUCCUCCUGCUCCAGCUUCCUAAGUGGAGGAAGCACAGGCGUGUGCCACUGUGCCCAGCUUCAGCUUACUAUUGCCAGUUGUUUUUUCUGUUUUAAAUGGUCUUUGGCAAUUUGUUUACAAAAGGUUCUCUUUCAGGAAACACAUACACA